UGGUGUUCAAUCUUAGUAUCAAUUAUGACUAACUAGUCAGGAAAAGUUCUAAAAGAACACCACUGCUGUUGGAAAAGGAAAUGUUGAAGUCAGGGAAUAGAAAACCAAAGAAAUAUAUAAUAGUCAAUAAAAUAACUUUACUAAAUUCUUACACUUUAAAAGUACACUGCCCUCCAGUGGUCACCAUAGCAAAGUGUCGCAUCAUUUCAUUUCAAUUUAUUAACGUUCAUUUUUUUUCCCUACGUGUAAAGAAAGAUAAACAGCGCAGUAUCAGUGGAGAUAAUAAUAUUUUGUAUGAAUAAAAAUGUUUUUUCUGAAUGUACAUUAACUUGUUAAUAUUGUAUUGAAUUAUUCGCUUACGCCUCGGAGCAUCUCUGCAGUAGCUGCGUGAAGACUCCUGCAGUUUGUGGGAAAUAAACGUCAUAUUUUAAAAUUAAAGCAAAGCAAAAGCAUUGAACACUGAGGUUUAAAUCCGCGCAGGCAUCGUCGACAGACGAGGGGGGGUUUUUUUGGCAGCGGCUUAAUCACGAUGUCAUCCUCCGAAAAUGCUGCGUCACAUGAAGCUUGUGAACCAUCACCUUCAACGUCAGAGACCGACCCUCUGAGGAUCGUUCUUCUGGGGAGGACGGGGACGGGCAGAAGCUCUUCGGGUAACACAAUCCUGGGCAGAUCCACGUUCUGGGUGGACGUCUCCCCCUCGUCUGUGACCUCACAAUGUAAGAGUCAGAGUGGGACAGUACACGGGCGCAGCAUCUCAGUGAUAGAUACACCAGGGUUCUUCCACACAGGACUUGACCCACAGGAGGUCAUGGCUGAGGUGGGGCAGUGUGUCGCCCUGUCUUCCCCUGGACCCCAUGUCUUUAUGUUGACCCUGCAGCCCACCAGGUUCACACAGGAGGAGAGGGACAGCCUGGAGUGGAUUAAAGCCAUGUUUGGUCCUAAUGUGGUCAGAUUUACCAUGGUGCUUUUCACCUGGGGGGACCAGCUGCAGGGAAAAGACCCCAAGGACUUCCUGCAGGAGAACCAGGAGCUGCUGAAAUUUGUCAGGAGCUGCCACGGAGGCUAUCACGUGCUGGACAACAGUCCAGGCCAGGAUAAGAGUAAGGCGUGCACCGAACAGGUCCUACAGCUACUGCAGAAGGUGGACCAGAUGGUGACGGACAAUGGUGGCAUUUGCUACAGCUGUGAGAUGUUCGACGAAGUUAAAACGGUCGUCAGGGAGGCACAGGAGAGGUUUCUGGAGGCAAAAACACUGGGGAAAGGUCAGAAACUGUCUGAAAAGAAAGAAGAGGAAGGAAGAGACGUAGAGAGUCGAAGUCAAAGGGAACAAGUGGAGAAAAGAAAGGAGGAGGAGGAAGCUAGGAAAACAGCAGAGAGGCUUUUCUGGUGUGAGCUGGUGACGGCGAUGGGAAAAGGUGCUGCAGAGGGAGCAGGAGUCAUGGUGAAGGACAAAGGUAAAGGAAAAGUAGUCAAGAAGGCAAAAGUGGUGGAGAGGGCAGCUGCCCUGGCGGCGUCACCGCUCUCCAUCACUUCUGCCGCUAAGAUGGUGGGUGGAGCCGUGAGGGAGGGAGGUAAAGUGCUGUACAAGCACCGCAAAACAUUUCUACACUGACAGACAUCUGACAGCAGACUCCUGGGUCUU
This is a messenger RNA of Cynoglossus semilaevis (tongue sole), 1642 nucleotides long. Its product is annotated as GTPase IMAP family member 4. Bases 530 to 1612 code for a protein of 360 amino acids. The transcript is spliced from 2 exons. NCBI's taxonomy places the organism in Eukaryota, Metazoa, Chordata, Actinopteri, Pleuronectiformes, Cynoglossidae. The record is from RefSeq and is a predicted model, not a curated record. Gene Ontology annotation, molecular function: GTP binding.